GAUGUCAAAUAUUUUUCACCCCUCCCCACUAUCAGUCACAAGAUAUUAGCAGCUGUAACGCUACUUAAUGAAAAGUUCACCAAAGAAACUCUGCUAAGCCCAUCUUUGUUUUUUUAAAAAGGACUUGUCAUGGGGGAUACUAAAGAGCAACCUUACUUAGCUCAAUCAAGCAAAAGAAAGUUCGAUGAAAUGGAAACUGUUUCUGAAAGUAAAAAUAAUUUUACCAGUGAAUUGAAUUAUUCUUGCAACAAUUCUACUUCUACACAUGAUGAGAAAAGACAUGCAAAAGAAGGCUUCUCCUGGUGGACUUGCAUGCAAUUAGGACUACCUUUAUCAAAUUCUAAACCACAGCCAACCACAACACACAAAUAGGGAGAUAAAAAAUUUUAUGACAGUUAAAUAUCUAAAUAAAAUCUGUGCUUUAGUUUUGUAAAAAUUGAAACUUCAUGACAUGUCGGAAGAAAGACUGGUGUUGGAGCCUCCUGAUAAACCACUAGAUUCAGACUGCUGUGGAAAUGGUUGUGUUCUAUGCAUCUUUGAUAUUUACAACAAGGAAUUAGAAAUUUGGAAAGCUGAAUGUGAAUUAUUGUCCAAAAAUAUAGCUAACAAAUCCCAUAUUGUAGCAGAAGAUAUAAAUUGUAAGACUACUGCUCUACAUCCUGACAAGUACACUGAAUUUCCUAUAGUAUCAGUGUCACAAGAAACUCCAGAUAUAUUGCGCUUCAGAUUUUCUGUCCCUGCUCAAAAAGCUAUUGGUUUAUCAAUUGGUCAACAUGUUAUUGCAAGAUUUAAAUUAAAAAAUCAGUCAACAGUAGCUAGACAAUACACACCAGUUUCACCACUGAAGACUAAAGGCUAUUUUGAUUUAUUGAUUAAGAUUUAUACAGAGGGACGUACAUCUCAGUGCGUUAAAAGCUGGCAAGUUGGAGACAAAAUAGAAUUCAGGGCGUCAACAAGAUCAUUAAAUUAUUCUCGAAAUAAGUUUGACAGGUUGCUUAUGCUAUGUGCAGGGACUGGUGUGGCCCCAAUGUGUCAAGUUAUUAGUUCCAUUCUUGAAGAUGAAAAUGAUGAAACCCAUCUUAAGCUUCUCUAUGCCAGCAAAUCCUACAAAUACUUGAUGGCCAAAAAUGAAAUUGAUGAGUGGAGCAGAUAUUGGAACUUUUCCUCAAUCUUUGCACUGAGCCAGGAACCUGAGGUGGUUAAUUACAGUUAUAAACACGGAGAAAAGAUACAUAAAGGACGAAUAAACAAAGAUUUCGUGACAACUCAUGCAGGUGGAGACAACAGUAAAUUGUUGGUUUUAGUCUGUGGUCCACCUUCAUUUUCCAGGGAUAUGUUGAAGUAUGUCAAAGACUUAGGUAUUCCAGAAUCCAGUAUACACAAAUUUUAAGAGGAAUUAAGCUUAAAGUCAAAGCAUAGUGAUUUUGAAUGUUAUUAUUAAUAGCCUUCCGUGGUGCAAUUUUUUUACGUAAA
Messenger RNA from Physella acuta, 1473 nucleotides. RefSeq names its product NADH-cytochrome b5 reductase-like. NCBI's taxonomy places the organism in Eukaryota, Metazoa, Mollusca, Gastropoda, Physidae. Gene Ontology annotation, molecular function: oxidoreductase activity. The record is from RefSeq and is a predicted model, not a curated record.